AUGGACCGCGUAGAGGAGACGCCAGGUCCGGAAGCGCCAGAGGCAGCAGGCCCGAGUUCGUCCCGCCUGCAGCCUCCGCCGUCUCGUCCCCCCAACCACCGCAGGCCCAGCAUCCGGAUACGCCAUUCUGCGGCAUCUUUGGGCGGAGAGCCCAUAGCGCGGACUACGAGCCUCGACCCUGAGCCUGCGAGGCGUCCCGACGACGAUGUGGUUGCCUCGAGACGGAGAAGCAGCUCGGAGCCCCAGCGCCCGAACUUCGGCAACGAUGGCGCUGUUGAUUAUAUGCCUAUGACGACGCUGGCGGAAGAAGUGCCACCGCCGAUUGAAACUGGACGUGGAAGAUGGAGAUCUGCCAGUGCCUCGGCGAUGUCCUCGUUACGGCUUGCAAAAACAGGCCAGCUGAAGAACGAUGGCAAGGAAUACGAUUCGAGGGUAGUCAAUUUGCUUGACGUCGUCGAUCCUGAAGUAUCGACCCUUACAACCCUGACAAAUGUACAGAACUCGCUGUUUGUGCCGGACCUAGGACGGUUUAUAAACCGCCAGCCUACCUACAACCUUACACGACCUCGAAGUGAAUCCGUGGAGUCAAUAAUAUCGACGGUUGAAGAAGAAGAGGAGGAGGAGGAAGAGGAAACGACAACUUCGGAUACAGAGGAACCACCCAGAGCCAAACGAACGGCAACAAUCACGUCGAACCUCAGCGUCUCCCGGUUUGCUGUCUUGCCGGAGGGCACCACUCUCGAAGGCUGGGAUCCGUCGGAUAAGUGGGAAAUCAAUGACCAUGUCAGGCACAUGCUACACUCCCGGAGGUCGAAAUUCAAGCGUGGAAUGAAAGGGUUCUGGCAGUAUCUGCACAAGCCUCUUGGGUUCCUUGUUACUCUGUAUGCAACUUUGAUUACUCUUUUUGGCCUCGCUUGGGUGUUGUUCUUAAUCGGUUGGAUCUACGUUGGUGACCGCCAGUUAUAUGUUAUCAACGUUAUAGACAAUGUCCUUGUUGCCCUCUUCGCCGUGGUUGGUGAUGGUCUGGCUCCAUUCAGAGCCGUAGAUACCUACCACAUGAUUUAUAUCGCCUACUACCAUCGGCUAACCUGGCGACUUCGCCGGAAACAAGAUCUUCCAAAGCUCAAAAACCCGAAUGACCUUCCGGAAGCCCCGCUGGAGGAUGCAAUAAGAUCUGCUGCCGAGGAAAACGAGGUCGAUAUUGAAAUGGCAGCCAGAGACGUUAUGACGAACGAUAAAGAGGCUGAAUACUCGGUCUUGAGCCCCGAGCAACAGAAGAAACUAACACACCAUUCAAACAAAUUCGCCAAAUCCCACACAUUCUAUAAGCCUCACGAGACAACCACUCAUCACGCCUUUCCUGUCCGGAUGCUCAUUGCCGUCGUUAUAUUGUUGGACUUUCACUCUAUUUUCCAAAUAACCCUGGGCGCAUGUACGUGGGGUAUUGACUACCGAGUACGCCCAGCCGCCUUAACGACUACUAUCCUUUGCUUAUCUAUAUCCUGCAACAUUGCAUCUGGAAUCGUCAUUAUGGUCGGUGAUCGGAUGACGAGGAAGAAAGAGGUGAUUGAGAAGAUGUUGAGACAAGAGCUCACUCAGGAGGCAAUCAAGAAAGUUGAGAAGAAGAAGAAGAGGAAGAGGAAAGAGAAGAAGGAGCUGCAGGAAAAGGCCGCUGCGAAUUGUAUACAUGAAGAAGAUGAAAAGGAGGAUAAGAUCGAAUCUUCUGCUGAUAUUGAGAAGCAUAAACCGCUGGCGGGAUGA
Messenger RNA from Nannizzia gypsea CBS 118893, 1761 nucleotides. Its product is annotated as integral membrane protein. Bases 1 to 1761 code for a protein of 586 amino acids. NCBI's taxonomy places the organism in Eukaryota, Fungi, Ascomycota, Eurotiomycetes, Onygenales, Arthrodermataceae. The transcript is spliced from 4 exons. The record is from RefSeq and is a predicted model, not a curated record.